AGAAGUCUGUCCGCGAGCUGUCAGCGCGGGCGGGAACGCCGCGGGGCGCGGGGUGGGCGCGGCCGACCUGGUCCCUGAGCCGGCCGGCGACCCCGGACCUCCCGCGCGCCCCGCACCCGACCGGCUCAGCCGGCCGGCAGCGUAACACGCCCUACGCUCGCUUGCUCGCCGGCCUCAGGGCAGGCAGGCGGGCGCGGGAGACCCCGCCGGGGCCGAGACUUGGGGCGGGCGACGAGGACCAGGUUACGGCCUCCUCGCCAUGUCCUCGGCCUGCGACGCGGGCGACCACUACCCCCUGCACCUCCUAGUCUGGAAAAACGACUACCGGCAGCUCGAGAAGGAGCUGCAGGGCCAGAAUGUGGAGGCUGUGGACCCACGAGGUCGAACAUUAUUGCAUCUUGCUGUUUCCUUGGGACAUUUGGAAUCUGCUCGAGUCUUACUCCGACAUAAAGCAGAUGUGACAAAAGAAAAUCGCCAGGGAUGGACAGUUUUACAUGAGGCUGUGAGCACUGGCGAUCCUGAGAUGGUGUACACAGUUCUCCAACAUCGAGACUACCACAACACAUCCAUGGCCCUUGAGGGAGUUCCUGAGCUGCUCCAAAAAAUUCUCGAGGCUCCGGAUUUCUAUGUGCAGAUGAAAUGGGAAUUCACCAGCUGGGUGCCCUUGGUUUCUAGAAUAUGCCCAAAUGAUGUCUGUCGCAUCUGGAAAAGUGGUGCCAAACUGCGCGUCGAUAUCACAUUGCUGGGAUUUGAAAACAUGAGCUGGAUAAGAGGGAGGCGUAGUUUUAUAUUUAAGGGAGAAGACAACUGGGCGGAGUUAAUGGAAGUCAACCAUGAUGACAAAGUGGUCACCACCGAACGCUUCGACCUUUCCCAAGAAAUGGAGCGCCUCACUCUGGACUUGAUGAAGCCAAAAAGCAGGGAAGUUGAGCGGCGGCUCACAAGCCCUGUCAUUAACACCAGCCUCGAUACUAAAAAUAUUGCUUUUGAAAGAACUAAAUCCGGAUUCUGGGGCUGGAGGACAGAUAAAGCAGAAGUUGUUAAUGGUUACGAAGCAAAGGUUUACACAGUAAACAAUGUGAAUGUGAUCACCAAAAUACGCACAGAACAUCUGACCGAGGAGGAAAAAAAGAGAUAUAAAGCAGACAGGAACCCGCUGGAAUCUUUGCUGGGAACUGUGGAACACCAAUUUGGUGCACAAGGGCAGGACCUCACCACGGAAUGUGCUACUGCAAACAACCCCACAGCCAUCACGCCUGAUGAGUACUUCAAUGAAGAGUUUGAUCUGAAAGACAGGGACAUUGGAAGGCCGAAAGAGCUGACGAUUAGAACACAGAAGUUUAAAGCAAUGUUGUGGAUGUGUGAAGAGUUUCCCCUCUCUCUGGUGGAGCAGGUCAUUCCCAUCAUUGACCUAAUGGCUCGAACGAGUGCUCAUUUUGCAAGACUGAGAGAUUUCAUCAAAUUGGAAUUCCCACCUGGAUUUCCUGUCAAAAUAGAAAUUCCCUUGUUUCAUGUCUUAAAUGCACGGAUUACAUUUGGAAAUGUUAAUGGCUGUAGCACUGCCGAAGAAUCUGUAUCUCAAAAUGUGGAAGGGACCCAGGCUGAUUCAGCUUCCCACAUCACAAACUUUGAGGUUGAUCAAUCUGUGUUUGAAAUUCCCGAAUCUUACUAUGUUCAAGACAAUGGCAGAAAUGUGCAUUUGCAAGAUGAAGAUUACGAGAUAAUGCAGUUUGCCAUCCAGCAAAGUCUGCUGGAGUCCAGCAGGAGCCAGGAACUUUCAGGACCAGCUUCGAAUGGAGGGAUCAGCCAGACAAACACCUAUGACGCCCAGUAUGAGAGGGCCAUCCAGGAGAGCCUCCUCACCAGCACAGAAGGCCUGUGCCCCAGCGCCCUGAGCGAGACAAGCCGUUUUGAUAAUGACUUGCAGCUAGCCAUGGAGCUCUCUGCCAAAGAGCUGGAGGAAUGGGAGCUCCGGCUCCAGGAGGAAGAGGCUGAGCUCCAGCAAGUCUUACAGCUGUCACUCACUGACAAAUAGACCUUUCAGCCUGUGAGCCUCUGCACAAAGCAGAGGCUGUGGGCUGUCACAGAUGCUGUGUCAACCAGGGCCCUAGGGCUAAGGGCCUGCACCUUGCGUGCAUGCAGCAGGCAACAACUGCCCCUUCUUUAUGCAGAGGUGCAGAACCAGGGACUCCUGGGCCCAUCCAGGCUGCUCCCUGGGGUGGAGAAGGGACCAGGGAUUGCAGGCCCCAUCUCCAGGCUAAGGGGAGGAGAGCAUCAUCACUUUCCAUUAGCUGUAUUGGCUUGCAGGUCACAUUUUUACUACCAGCUUUAGACAAAACCCCAAUCCCCGCAGGUUUGUAGAUAAAUUUUUAUCAAGGAGUGAUAACAAGACAAGUUAUUGCAGAGUCAGGGUGCUUUUAUAUAUAAGAGCAGCAGCCGCCUUUGUAAAGUGUGAUCUAUGAGAAUUGGAGACACUUCUUUACUGUUCACCAAAGAAAUGGGUAAUCUGUGCUGAUCUCCUUAUUUUUACCUUUUUACAGGGUUUCUAGGACAUUGUCAUUAUUCUUCCUCCAUCUAUCUGAUUCCAUUCCUUCCACACCCAGCUAAAGUUAGAGGAGAUACAUAUAGAAUCUAUUUUAGAUUAUUGUUAACUAUUUGCAUCAAAUUAAGAUACACAAAUGGCCAUGGAUGUUGCCUUAGCCUUAAACAUUACUAAUAGUUUCACAUCACCUCACUGCACGCAUCGAAGGAUCUGAUUUGAAUUUGUAAAGGCAAUUCUUUUGAGAGCAGGAUUCUCCAGGCUAAAUCAAAGGCAGCUAAUCCUGUCCCUGAAGGAGCAGCUAGGGGAACCUGAGGCUUGUUCUUGAAGUGGGCAAGCUGGCCAAAAUAUUGGAACACACAGAACCAAACCAGGUGUGUUCUACACCUGCAUGAGUGAAGGAUUUCCACGUAGACACCUAGGAAGAGCCCGCAUGCCCUAGACUCACUCCAGAGGAAGGAUUGAUUUGCAACCAGAAAGGGAGCUGAAAACCACGGAGCUCCAUGGCUCUUCAUUCAAAAGGGAAAAUAAUGAUUCCACGUUGCUUUUUAGAGUUCAAAUCAACAUCUUUCUGGAUAAAUCUAUUUUUUAACAAUCUUUUUAUUAUUUGUAAAAGAUAUAAAAACAACUCCCAUCAGUAGCAAUACAAGGUUAUACAUUUUAACCAGAUUUUCUCAGGCCUUUUUUGGAUACCUUUAGUAGUUAACUCUCUUUUGUCAAACCCUCUUGUAUAUAACCAUCGCACAACAUACAGAACCCUGGGGAAUACAGCCAAGGGCACUGCUCACUGUGGCCCGUGUAUUCAUUCCCACAGGCUGCACUGAAAUAACCUGGUAAACAACACCCUCCUCCAUUUUGCGUCUAUUUCUUCUAUUGUGCUUCUUUGGGGAUAGGAAGAGAAACAUAACUACUGUUCCAGGUAACGUCUGUAUCAUACAGUUAGUGUUGCCAGUGAAACGUUCCCAGAUACAAAGAAUUGUGCUUUUAAUUCCAUUUCACAAUCUGUUUUGUUUUUUUUUUUUGUCAUUGUCUGACCAAAAUUCCUUCUGCACAUGAGGCCAGUAUAGGCAACGUCACAUUUGUUUGUUUCAAAUAUGCAGUGUGGUAUUUUGUUUACUUUGCAUUUACCGUGAGCAAAGAUACUUCUUGGAAUGGCUGCAGUGAGGCCGUGUCAUUGGCUCACAAAAGUGACUCAUAGGUAAUUUCUGUGUUUGCAUUCCACUGCUCUGCUCCCUAAGGUCCUUGACUUUCUCCCCAGGAAUUCACUUAAAAAGGGACUGAGCAUUGUGUCAACCUGUUGCAGUGUUUUUCAUAUAUGUGUUCACUCUAAAAAUGCAAAUAAAGACUGCUUCCUUAGAGGGUGCUCAUACAAAAUUCCAGUCUUUGAGUCUUUUUCCUUUUCAGUUUUUUCUAGUCACUGGAUGUACCCACACUUCCUGUUACGUAUGUCAGUAGAACAUUAGAAUGCCUCACUUCGCUCAGUUCAUCACUGCAAAGGUGGCAUGCUCCUCCCAGCCUUCCUGCCCAGGUUAACAAGCCCCAUGCUGCUUGUUUCAAAUGGCAACUAAAAGCAAGCCAGUGUUGGGCUGUUCUGACACCUCUGUGGUCCUCCUGGAGGGGAACUGGCUCUUGUGGGGUAAGGGAAGCCCAGCCAACAUCAAAGCUCUGCAUCAAUGCUAUCCCUUGAAGCCAACUGCUUUGUGAG
Messenger RNA from Homo sapiens (human), 4244 nucleotides. It is a transcript of the gene ANKRD13A, whose product is annotated as ankyrin repeat domain 13A. Bases 260 to 2035 code for a protein of 591 amino acids. Gene Ontology annotation, biological process: negative regulation of receptor internalization. Gene Ontology annotation, cellular component: perinuclear region of cytoplasm; plasma membrane; late endosome. Gene Ontology annotation, molecular function: ubiquitin-modified protein reader activity. NCBI's taxonomy places the organism in Eukaryota, Metazoa, Chordata, Mammalia, Primates, Hominidae. The record is from RefSeq and is a predicted model, not a curated record. The transcript has 15 exons.